AUGCAACGCUAUGGAGGCCUUGUGGUUGACGGAUACCAAUAGUUUGAUAGCCGUGGCUAGCUUAAAGCUAACGCUCGUCCCAGCCGCUGCUUUUAUACUGAGACAAUGGGCAGAGUAAUAAAAGAAAAAGCGACACAAAGAAGCGGCUAGCUGCAAAAGAACAACACAUCUGAGCACCGCCGAUGUGGGCUGUGCUAAGCAGAGAGGAGGGCAUGAUUUCUUCUUUUUUUUCAUACCAGCUAAUUGCGGCUAAAGCUAUAGAGUCAAAGUAUGCAGUUUUAAAACCUUUAAUGCUUCAAGAGUCACGUUAAAGGAUGUCUCAAACGGAGCUUUAAAAGCAGCUCGUACUAAAAUGUUGGUCUUUCAAUCCCGAAACGUCAUUAGAAGGGAUUUUAUCAUGCAUGGUUGAUGAAGGAAGGACUUCUAGAAGUUUUCGUGUGGCCAGUAUAUUCUGGAAGAUGCUAUAUAGAUCAUGGUGGACCAACUUCAGAUUGGUGUAGUUGGGCUGCAGUUGUAAGAUUCAGACGAGAAAUGCGUUUUACUUCGUGUACAUUCAAUAUACACAAGGCACGAAAAAUCUAAAAACAGACAAGAACUUAGAAACUCAAGAAAACACUUUGAGUUUGCAUUAAACUCAAACUGUUUGAGUUUGAGUUUAAGUUUAAUGCAUAGCUUUCUUCAAGAGCAGUGGGUCUGCUGCCUCCGGCAGAUCUGGAGACACAUGCAGGUCUUCAGACCCUUUGUGGGGGUUAAUGUUAACUUUGGCUAAAGUUAUGUGGGACAGAGCAGUAUUUUUUUAAUAUAAAGAUGAUUUAAUAAAUUGAGUAGACUUGUUUUAGCUGGAUUUUGUUAUGACAAUGCAACAAACAUCACUGAUUUUACAACGAGUCAGGACUGAAUGUUCUAAAUAGAGAGAUGCCAUUCAAUAAAAAAUGCAAAGAUUCUUGUUCUUUUAAAACUCACAAUGACAGGGAAGACUUGAAUAUCUGGUGAAAUGGAAAGGAUGGGCAAUGAAGGACAGCACCUGGGAGCCAGAGGAGAACAUCCUGGACGACAGGCUCAUUCUGGGUUUUGAGCAAAAGGAACGGGAGAGGGAAAUGCACGGGCCCAAAAAACGUGGGCCAAAGCCCAAAAACUUUGCGGCAAAGGGUCGCGGUCAGAAAGCAGAGCCCACCAGUCGCGCCUCCAGCAGCCGGCAGAACACGCCUCGGUCCUCCUCAACCACUUCCAGUCGAGCAUCUUCCUCCUCCUCCUCUUCCUCCUCCUCUGCUGCUCCUAAUGCUUUACCGUUCUCCUCCUCCUCGUCAGCGCCAGCACCUUCCCCCAAACUCAACUCUCUCGCGGCCACCCACAAGUUGAAGAAAGACAUUCACCGUUGCCACCGGAUGUCCAGGCGCCCCCUGCCUCGCACAGACCCCACGGGGCCCGCCUUUUCCAGUUCGAGUGGCUUCCAGUCCCGCAUGCACGUCUCCCCUUUCUCCGAGACCGUCCGCAUCCUGAACCGCCGGGUCAAACCCCGAGAAGUCAAGAGAGGGCGGAUAAUCCUCAACCUGAAGGUGAUCGACAAGCCGGGCAGGGGUGGCGGCGGCGCGGCGGGAUCCAGGAACGUGCAGACGGGUCGCCAAAACAUCCCGUCUCGUAAUCGCAUCAUCGGCAGGAAGGGAGAGGCCCCCUACAGACCUUUCCAGCCUCCUUUAAAGAUGCUGGGCUUCCCCAUGUACGGGAAGCCUUUCGGGCUGCAGUGUGGCGGGCCCAUGUCCUUUCACUCCCAAACAAGGUCCAGCUCGACUACAGCAGCCAGGGACAGCAACAGCAGCUCUUCACAGCGCCAGGCACUGCCUCCUUCGUCUUCUUCCUCCACCUCCACCAACAUCACAGCUAAACACCCUCAGUCUGCCGCAGACGCCUCCAAGAAGUCAAAAUCCAGUAAAUCGCCAGAAACCCAAAAUGCCUCAUGUUCAGAAGCAAACAAAACCGCAGGACCCCCCUCUCCGUCUCCAUCUUUGGAAGAUCAAGACGAAGAUGCCAUGGACUGCUCCGAAGCCUCUGAGGGAGUCAGAAGUCCUUGCCAGCACAAAGCUCCCUCCACGGUUUCCUCCGUGGCUCUGGAACAAUCCUCGCCCCCCCUUGAAUCCAAAAGGGUCCCCGCCGAGGGAGACCCCGACUGGCACCCGGAAAUGGCACCAAGCUGCAAGGACGUGGUGGUCACUGAUGUAACCACCAACCUCGUGACCGUCACCAUAAAAGAGUUUCCUUCUCCAGCGUCAGGGCCCGCCUCGCCUUCCGCUAGCGUUGAAAACGGCUCCACACCUCCUCCCACCGCAACGUCCGAGGACUCCUCCGUCCCAAAGCCAUAAGAGAUCCAAUAAUACAAACUGUAAUGCCAUUUGGGAAAGAAAACUAUAUAUAUAUAUAUAUAUAUAUAUAUAUAUAUAUAUAUAUAUACAUACACAUAUAUAUAUGUAUGUGUGUAUAUAUAGGUAUAUCAUGCCAGUGUUGCCACUUCAGCCCUGUUCUACCUGCUCUACAGAGGGUUUGCCAUUAUUUGUUAGAUACUAAAUGAAAUACAGGGUUUCCCCCAGAGAACUUGCUGAACCCGGUGGUCAGUGCUCUAGGGCAGUCCACCAGCAGCCCACCCUGCUUUUUGUUAAAAAUUGUUAAAAGUGGAACAAAUAUGCUCUCACAUCAGACUCUCUGCUCGCUCAUAGCAAACCUCUUAAAGCAAGACUAAGCCUUUAUAGUUGUGCUUUUAGAGAGUUGCGCUGAGUGAGUCGAGCAAGCGGUGAGUCUUUUGCACUUGACGUAUAUUUUGGUCUGGUACUCACUGAAAAGACAGCCUUCAUAGAGGGAUUGUGUACAGGCGAAGCUGCUCGGCGAGAACAGCUUCUGAAUAGACAAUUUUGAGGGAAAAUUAGCCGAUUACAAAAAUACAGAGGUGCACAUCCAGAGUGUGUGAGGAUGAUUGGUCCGCCAUCUUGGCUUUGCACCCAGUUCAAUGCUUUAAAGAGACAGUUUUAUGUAAAAUCUACUUUUUUGAGCUUAACAUCAUGUUAUAAUAUUCCCUCAUCAAAAACAUACCUGGAUGUUGCCUUAAUUCAUUCAUGCAUGUAUGAAAAAUCCUUUAAUCUCCAUGGCAACCAUUCAGCUGUGUAAAAGGGCUGGGUGAAUCUAGCACUGCCUUUGAGGCGAAACUCCUUUGAGCUGCAGUUUCCGAGCUUCUGCCUCUCUCACUCAGCUCCUACAGACUAGCCAGUCAGCAAUUAGCGAGCACCUAGUGCAACUGCACACCUGCUGAGCUCAUUAUGCUAGCUACGUCUUAAUGCAACCCUGUUACAAAUGUUGUUAAAGGGUUAAUAGAGGAACAAUGUUAUGACGACUUCCUGAAGGAGUUUUUAAAUGAUAGAUGCCCAAUUUCAAGGUGCUAAGUUACAAAUUAAAAUGUUUUUUAUUUCA
Messenger RNA from Gambusia affinis (western mosquitofish), 3453 nucleotides. RefSeq names its product chromobox homolog 6a (gene cbx6a). The coding region runs from base 1011 to 2357 and encodes 448 amino acids. The record is from RefSeq and is a predicted model, not a curated record. The transcript has 5 exons. Lineage: Eukaryota; Metazoa; Chordata; Actinopteri; Cyprinodontiformes; Poeciliidae.